UAAAAAAAAACAGUCAGCAAAUGAAAAACAAAACAGAGAAGUCAAAAAUUGUAGUUUUGUCUAUUAAAUUUGUGAAAAUGAUUUAAAACAGGUCAACAUGAAUGCCCUUCUGUGUUUGUUGAUUAUUGCCAUUGUCUUAUUUGUUGGCAUUACGUGGGUCGUGCCGAAAUUAAUCGGAUAUGUUCUGUUAAGGAAAUUUAAGGUGCACAUACAAUUCGGACGAAUCGGAAUACCAUUCUCGUUGAAAGAUGUGAAAAUCUUGAAAAAUGGAUUUUCUUUGCACAUCGAUGAGAUUUGCAUUCGUAGCAGUUUUUUCAAUUCCGAAGUAACAAAAUUACUAUCAAUUAACAUCCGUGACAUCCGUAUAAACAAAGACAUAAAUAAAAAAUUAACGUCCGACAAUAUCGUUCACCUAAACACAAUUACCAAAGGUGAUAAGAGAGUAUUGGAUUUUCGUAAUAAAAAAAUUCCGCCAAGUAUCAUCAAAUUUGUGCAGUUUAUGGCAGUGCAUAUCCAUAACAUAUCAUUAGUGUUGAUGAACAAUAAUUUCGAACCAAAUUGGUUGUUACAUGCAACUGCAACUGAACUUCAUCUGGAUGGAAGUAUUGUUCAUAAUACUAAGUCACUGAUUGUUACAGCAGCGCUGAACGAUGCACAGGCGAAAAUGCUGCGACAAUAUCCAGUCGCAAAAAACAGCAACGACAAAUCCAAAUCAAAACCAUGCCUAGCGGAAUUGAGUUUCGGGAUUGCAUUAGAUGCUGUGUUGAUUGCCAGUGGCCAGCCAUCUCUGGAGAAAAUUCAUGUAGCAAUGAACCAAACCAAAACCAUUAUACAUGGCGGACUGUACGACUUUAUUCGCGAUGCUAAAAGUGCUCAGCGAGAUUCGAAUAAGGAUAUUGUUCUGAACGAUUCGUCGGAAUUCAAUUCACAGGACUUCUACGAACGAAUUUCUCCGAUCAUCCCCAAGAAUUUUCUGUUCAAAAUUGAAAGUGCUCGAGUGUCGGCAGUUAAGGACAAUUCAUCGGACGAUUUUGCAGCUAAGUUGAAGUUGCUAAUGAUAAAUGGGAAUUUUAAUUCCAAAUCUAUUACUGACAAAUAUCAACUGCCAACCAUGUACACCGGCCUACAGUUACAAUAUCUGGAAAUUGAUACAAAGCAUGAAAAAUUACUCUUCGUCGAACAGUUCACCAUCGACUCAAAGUUGGAGAAAGACAUCAUCAACACAUACUUCAAGCUAAAAACGUUCCAGCUCAUUUACAAUCAUACCGAAAUCUACGAAUGGGUCAAACGAAACAUUUUCACCUACGACCCGAACAGCGUCAAGCCCCUUUCGCUAAUACUACCCAGCAAAAGCAUCGAACAUUUCGACAAAAACAAUGAAAACGUUUCGUUCGUCAACUGGGUUAUGUCGCGUAUCGUUAUCAAAGGAUGUGCUGAGCUGUGGAACAUCUCAAUGUUGACCAAAUUGAACGAUGAAACAGCCGCGUUCAGUGUCAGCCAUUUGAAGUUGAUUCUGGAGCAGUUCGAUGAGAAACGGAGUAAUGUGUACAGCAAUCGAUUGGUUAAUGCCGUCCUAAACAAUCGACAUUGGAGCAUCGAAUUGAUGAUUGAAUCGUUGUGGUGGUCGUUGGGCAAUGCUACCAGUGACACAAAUUUCUUGAAGAAAAUUCACACGCGCGGAAGUCCGUUUUUCAUGGGAGUGAGUUUGAUAAAAUUGAGCAGUUACGGCAAUGCAACGAAAUUGGAUUUGUCGGUGCAUACGUUACGCACAGAGUAUAGUAAAUGCCUGGCGGAAUUUCUGCUAAAGCUGCAGGAGUGCGGUCGUCAGUAUGGAAUCAAAAAUAAGCCGAAAGUAAUUAAUGACAGGGCGCUCGGAGAGGCCGACGAAAGUAAUGUGGGUGGAGGUCUAUUGGUGAAUGCAAAAAUUACGGACGUGACAACAUUUUUCUUUAAUAACUAUGAGGCUUGUAUGCUGAUCAGUUUGACGGAAGUGACGUUGGCUCGGACACAGCAAAUAACGGUGUUGAAGUUGAAUGGAUUUCAGACGGCAAUUUUGGGCACGACAAAUGAUCAACUGAUGAGCUUGAAUGACUUCACCGACAUAUUCGGAAACAUUAAAGUAAUCCGAGUAGAAUAUGGGAAACAUCCAAAAAUGCCGAACGUUCCACAAUUCAAUGUGUACAUCCUUAAAGACACGGAAGCCAUGUGGAACUCUAACGUUCACAUGCAUAUCGUGACGCUGAUUCGCGAUAUGCAGGAAUUCCGUGACAAAUUUCAUCCGAAAUCGGCAGGUGAACUCGAUUUCAGUCCUGCGGUAGAAAAGGAGAAAAUCGAAAAAGUUCGGCCAAUCAUCGACGUGUAUGCUGAAGGCACAACCGUCCUUGGCAUCAAAAUAUCCGACCGGCAUUCGAUGCAGAUUUUCCUCGAGAAUUUUUAUUUCAGCUUCAAGGAACGGAUUGUCAUCUCCACCGAAAAGAUUUUCAUUAACAUCGACGAAAUGCACAUAUUUACGCUGAAGGAUGUGGAUGUUCAAUCGCUAGAUUCGAUUGAAGUGCUGAAAGCGGAGCGACAGAACUACGAGAAUUUUGUUCUACCAACGAACAAGGUGUGGAUAACGACGAUUGGCGGAUUCAAGGGAAUAUUUCCGUAUGAUCACGAUUUUGCCGAUGCCAUCCAAAAUGAAUUUGUGUCACUGUUUAAGUGGUUGAAACUGGUGCAUAAUGUGCAGAAGAAACCGUUUACGAAGAAUUCACCAUUACCUCGAGACAUGAUAAUUCAGGUCAAAGAGUUCCUUCUAGAGUUAAGCGACGAUCCGUUCGAAGUUAAAUUGCGUGAUAAUUAUGUACUACUUGUCGAUGAAUACCACGAAAGUCUGAAACGUAAACAGCUGUUCGAUCAGAAAAUUCGUGAACUAUGCUCGGAACGUCUACUAUUGCCAACUGGAACCAUCGAAGAAUUGUACUCCAAUUUGGUGAAAAAGAAUUCCGAGAUCUAUAUUCAACGGUCCAAGAAAAUCAACGAAGCUGGACCGACGAGAACUCGGCUAUUUUCAAUGAUCUUGAUGGAUUUGCAAAUAAUGGCAAUGGCCGAUCCGUCGAUACACGGCAAAGAUAAUGUGACCAAUAUGAUGCGUGAAAUAGACGCAGAAAGUCCUUGGCCAGAAGAAGGAUUGGAUUUCGUGACGUUGUGGUGUCGUGCUGUGAAUGUUAGCUGCUCGGAGUGGAAGUUCAUGUUGAGGGACUUUCCUCAACCAAUGUUUUCCGUCAAGCAAAUGCGAUUAUUUGGCAACUUGUGCGGUGCUGAACAAAUGGCUCCGGCUAGAGCUAAGAGAGAGGUUUCGAUCGAAGUCGGUGAUCCGUUCGGAGUCCAUGAAAUCCAGAGAUCCAUGACGUCUCUUAAAUUUUACCAUGAUUUUGACUGUGAAUACGACUUGUGUAGUUACGCAUUCGGACCGUGUUGGGAACCGGUCAUGGCCCAGUGCAACUUAAGUUUCGAGAAAAUAUCAACACCAUCGAAAGACCCCAGUCCUGCCAUGCCAUUUUGGGAUAAAAUGCGAUUACUAUUCCAUGGACGACUGACAAUGAUUGCAAAACAAUUUACGGUUUUGUUGCAUGCUUCUCUAGAUCCGUACAAUACGACCGAGGAGAUGGAAUUGAGUUGGCAUAACUGCGGCAUCGUUUGGACGAAUGCUAAAGUGAUGUUCAAGGGAGAAUUAAAUGUAUGUGUUCGAACAGCAUCCAGAUAUGAUGAUUGCCGAUUGUUACAUUUUCCCAAUUUGAAAUUGACUUUCAAAUUGAAUUGGAUUUGCCUGGCCAAUCCGAAUGACCAUCAUGCGGUGAUACCAUGCGCACCCGACAAAUUACCAGAGUAUUCAAGCAAUCAGGUCCACGAUUCAUUUCGUGCCUUCCGCUCGCAAAAUCUCAACAUUUGGGUAUCGUUUGAAACGAAACCGGCGCCUGGCCAACAGCAAUUUGAAUAUGAUUUGCCCAAUUUGGUGCUGUAUGGUAGUACAUUGCGCUGGUUUGAGAGUCUUCAAUUAAUAUUGUCGGGCGUAACGAGACCGACGAGACGAGGACCUGUUUUCAAUAAUAUCCGUCCACGCAAAAAGCAACUCAGUCGACAUUAUCGGAAGGCUCACUUGCAGAUGAGCUUGCACAAAUUUCAGGUACUAUAUUGGAUGUCACAUGCUCUACAUCGAGGAUUUGAACUGAAUGGAGGCCGUGUUACGUUUAGUUCCGAGCAUACUUUGACUUUGCAUCCGAUCGACGAUGGGCUAAUACACCGUCAGAGAGCUGAUUGGUCCACGAUGUACAUGAACUGUGAAGUGAACAACGCCGAGAUUUGGCUGAAAAGCAUUCUGAAUGAGAAACUGGAUAUUAGCUCGGAAAACAUAACGAAUCCUGACAGUUUGAAAAUCGUUAAAUUCUACUUCCUGAGUUUGGCCAAAGUAUCGUACGGUCGCGAGGCGAUGAUUCAGUCCAACAGCAACGAGCCGAAGCAAAAAGAUGCUCCUGUCCAUAAACUGGUUGUGUAUGAUUUGAAAGGCGCCUGGACAAAAAACAACCGGGACGUAGCAUUCGCAUUGUUCGAUUCUUUCAUGAAAUCUCAAAAGUUGAAAAAUAAUCUAUCCACCGAGGCAUUGAAGGGCUUCCGAAAGGAAGGGUCAUUGACACCGCUAAAAUCACGACGAGCCGAAACUUCACCGCCAGUGACAAAUCCAUCAUCUGGACAAAUUCUGGGAACUGGAAGUACUAGCUCGGCGAUAACACAGAAACAGCAGACAAGUCAUGCCGCUAACAUGUUACAACAAUUAAUCGCUGAAGCGGAUCAUAAAUUCAACGUCUACAGUGACGAUUUGUCGACCCAAACGCGUGAGGCUCAUUUGCAAGGUUUACAGGCUUGUCAGGACGAAGAUGUCACGCAAUACAAUUGGUUUAUAUCGCUAGUCAACUCGCAAGUAUUACUCAAAGGUUGUGAAACAUCCGGAUACGUGAUCUUAAGUGCAGCAAAGGCAGAAAUUUUGCAACGAGUUCACCGGCCGGUGUGGAGAGAUCGAAGUCUAGUAUCGAAGACUACUUGGGUCGGUUUCUUGGAAUGUAUGCAGUAUUAUGCGACGGUGAGUCCUGAUGAGAAUGAUUCGCUGCUGGACGAAAACAUUAUGUGGCUUACGUUAGAUAAUAUCGAGGAGAAAGAUAAAGAUGCGACUGUGAUAAACGAAUUACCCGACAUACCACAUUUAGUUGGAAGCGGUCAUAGUGUAGGUGGCGUGGUUAGCGAAACGGUUGGUGCUACUGGCGUAACUGGUCAUCCGGGUGAAGUACAUCCCAUUCAGUUGCAACGUAUCGUGUCGCGAUGUAAAUGUGAAUUUUUCUAUGUGAGCUACGGAGAUGCCAUAGAUCCGAGUUCCUUGACCGAGGUGCCACCACCUCCGACGGAAGAGACGAUAAGUCCGUGGGAGAAACAAGAUGAACCAGUCGAUGCGUUUACGUUGAUGCAUCACGAUUUGGAUGUGUGUACGAAUUCACUGCAGUACGCAAUGAUCCUGGACAUUGUGAACAAUUUGAUGUUGUAUGUUGAACCCCAACGGAAGCAAGCACUGGAAAAAUUGGCUCGGAUGAGAUUUCAGUUGCAAUUCAGCGGCGAAGAUCAGAAACGACCCAUUCAACAUUUGCAGACGCAGGUGCGAAGUUUGAUGUCUCGAAUGCGAUCUCUCGAAAAGGACAUACAUUUGAUUGGAAAGGCUAGAGCAGAAGAAGGUGAAAGUGAGGAGCUGAAGCGCGAAUUGGAAGAAGUUCAGAAGCAGAUUAAAGAAUGCAAAGAUCUGCUGACGGCGCAAAGUGAAGAAUUAGACAUGAUGUUGUCGUGCUACAAGGAGACUCAGUUGUCAGCUAUGAACAAACUGGCAACGAUACGCAAAGACCGGCCAAUCACUAUUGUACGAGCGAACGAAAUUUGUUUUAAACACGCUCAGUGGCGACUUACUGAGGCUGACGGUCAAAUUGGCAUUGCGGAUUUGAUAUUGAGCAAUUUCUUGUAUACGAAAAAAUCAAAGAACGACGAUUCGGUCGAGCAUUUACUGGAACUCGGCUACAUUCGAAUGAACAAUUUGAUUCCUCGGGAGAACUACAAAGAAGUUCUGUGUCCAACUGAAAUUCAGAAGGAUAUGCCAGUCGACCAUCAACGGGUAAUUCGAGUAUUUUGCCGGGAAAAACCACCGGUUGGAGGCAUAUCAGUUAAGGAACAUUUCGAAAUAAACGUUGUGCCGAUUACAAUUGCGAUCACCAAGAAAUUCUACAGUACAAUGCUGAAAUUCUGUUUUCCCGAUCGCGAUCCAUCCGAUGCCGAUGUAGCUGAUGACAUGGACGACACAGCAUCCGUGAGCAGUUCGUCAUCAUCAAAGUCAUCCAAAAAAGUGACCAGUAAAUUGAAGAAAGGGAACAAGGAUUCGGAAUUCUACGUACGCAUCGAAAAAGACGAUGUCGAGAAAAUGAAAGAACGAGCCGAGAAGAAUAAACUUUUCAUUUACAUCAAAAUACCGGAAGUGCCCGUCCGUGUCAGCUACAAAGGAAACAAGGAAAAGAAUUUCGAAGACAUAACCGAUUUUUCGCUUGUCAUACCGACGUUAGAAUAUCACAAUGUUACGUGGACGUGGUUGGACUUACUGUUGGCCAUGAAAUCGGAUAGUCGUCGUGUAAUAUUGUCACAGGCAAUUAAGCAAAAGCUUCAAAUACAUCGUCAUAAACCAUUGACAUCGAUUGGUGAAAGAUCCUCGCCGCAGGAAGAGGAUAAAGCAAAAAUGUUGUUUGGUAAUCGACAGGCUCGUGGAACUAACGAUAAGCCGGAAAACAAGAGUCAACGAAGAGGAGUGUUCAAGUUUACAUCAAAUAAAUAAAAUGUAAACUUCGGUGUCGAGACUAAAUACUAAAUUUAUUUAAAAAAAAGUGUU
Messenger RNA from Bradysia coprophila, 6946 nucleotides. RefSeq names its product bridge-like lipid transfer protein family member hobbit (gene hob). Lineage: Eukaryota; Metazoa; Arthropoda; Insecta; Diptera; Sciaridae. The record is from RefSeq and is a predicted model, not a curated record.